CCAAAAGACAGGGGAGGGGCUCGGUAUAAAAUCCUACCCAGAAGUCCUGUUGAAACUUGCCGGUCAGAAGAGAGAAAAUCAGAAAGAAAACAGCAGAAGUCAGGUAACAACAUUCAUACUGCACAGGUGAAGUUCACAGGCAACUCUUAAGUGGACUUUAUCUAAAAUCCCUUUCUCUUCAGAUUUUCAAGGAUCAAAGCAUGGAAUGGAUGAUUUAAGACAGCAAAGAAACUAUUCAGGAGGAAGUUCAGGAGAUAGAGGCAUCACGGAAACAACAAUCUCUACUACUAGAAUUACAUCUUUACCUCCACGAGGCUUCAGUGCAUCCGCCAACAAGGGCAUGUCAAGCACUUCUGGGUCUUCUGGCCUGGAGAAGAACAUUUUGACUCAAAACAACAGCAGUCCUUUUUUCUCAUCCUCAUCUGUGGGUGUGAGUGCAGGUGGGUUCGGCUCUAGAUCAGGGGAAUAUCUGGUAGAGGAGACAACUGUGAGCAGGAAGACAGGUGGUGCCUCUGGAGUUUUCGAGAGUGUCUCUGGAUCGGGAACAGGGUCGAGGGUGAGAUCCAGCUCCACUGAUGGCAUGAGAAGAACGCAAGACUCCCCUUUGUUUGUGGAGAGGAAAAGCAAAACUACUCAUUCACGUCGUUAUGAUGGAAGCUCAAGUGACAGCUCAUCCCCAGAAAUAAAAAGAAAGGACUAUGGUUCAACAAGAGGAAGGAGUCAAAGCAGGGAGACGGAAAUCAGGACCAGGCUUCAGAGUGCAUCUCCCUCCACUAGAUGGACAGAGCUGGAUGAUGUGAAGAAGCUGCUGAAGGGAUCACGAUCGGCCAGCGUCAGCCCCACACGAUCUCCCUCCUCCUCCCCUCUCCCUAUACCUCGCAAGGCCAGCACCUUAGACACCAAGAUCUCCACCAAGCAAGUCGAGCAAUAUGACACCACUAUUCUUGACGCUGACCUGGCCUCAUACACAUGGAACAGCUCCACACUGCCCUCUACAGUCUCCACUGGUACUGCUUACGGCUUCAACAGCAACACCAACAACAUGUCAACGGGAGCUACUCUUGUUAACAGCACAUCACCAUCCUCCUUAUCAGUGUAUGGCUACCACAACAAUUUAGCUCCUGCGAGUGGAGUUCUAACUUCCAGUGGAGUUAACACACACUCAGGAUAUGGAGUGCAGAAGAAUUAUUUGACAAGUCCCAGCAGCACUCUUGGUGUUGGCACAGGCAUCUCCACCACAGGUCCACCAGGAAUGCCAGGACAUCCAGGAAGAGAAGGACAAAAAGGAAGUGCAGGUGAACGUGGUCCAGAAGGACCACCAGGUUUCAGAGCAAGAGAUGGUCAGCCUGGACCCCGUGGAGAGCCAGGACCCCCAGGGGCCGGAGAGAAGGGUGAAAGGGGUAUUCCUGGUCCUCCUGGCUCUCCUGGUCUUGUUGGUCCACCUGGGCCUAAAGGUCCCAGUGGUUUACAUGGUGAACAAGGCCCUCAAGGCUUCAGAGGUGAACAUGGCCCUGCCGGUGCUAAAGGUGAUAGAGGACUUCCUGGUCCACCUGGAAUUAAAGGUGAUCAUGGUGAUAGAGGAGAAAAUGGAUUGUCAGGUGCUUCUGGUGCUGCAGGACGACAAGGGCCACCUGGUGAGAAAGGAGCUAAAGGAUCAGCAGGGCCUCAAGGACCUGAUGGCGAAAAGGGCCAAAGAGGUGAGCCAGGCUCAAUUGGCUUACCAGGAAUCAGAGGACCACCUGGACCACCCGGUGAUCCUGGGCAACCAGGAAUUCAAGGGAUUCAAGGACCUCCAGGCCUACCUGGCAAUCCUGGUCAACCUGGAGCUAAAGGUGAGACUGGUGAGCCUGGAAGAGUGAUCAAUGCAGCAGGUUCUAGCUCAGUGGCAAUCCCAGGACCACCUGGAAGCCCUGGUCCUCCUGGCCCAGCUGGAUCUCCAGGACUCUCAGGACCCGUUGGCCCUGCUGGACUUCCUGGUCAGCCUGGUCCUAAAGGUUAUAAGGGAGAUCAAGGAGAACCGGGUAUUGCUGUUAGCGCUGGUGAGACUUUGGUUGCAACGCAAGCAGAAAGACAGUAUGGUUCUGCACAUGUUGGUGUUUCUGGACCACCUGGUCCUCCUGGUCCCCCAGGGCCUCCUGGACGUCCAGGUGAUUCUAGACCAGGUCCACCGGGACCACCUGGCGAACCAGGCGCACCAGGAUAUGGCAGACCUGGUCCUAAAGGAGACAAGGGAGAUUCAGGAAACUUUGUGCCUAAUUCAGGAACAUUUUUUGCGGGACCACCUGGGCCAUCAGGACCUCCAGGGCCUAAGGGAGCAACAGGUGCCCAGGGUCCAAGAGGAGACCAAGGGGAACCAGGUCAACCUGGCCUUCCAGGGAGUCCCGGUAGAGUUAUCUCUGAGUAUGGUGUGGCUCAAGGUCCACCUGGUCCCCCAGGACCUCCUGGAACACCCGGACGAGAUGGCCGUAAAGGGGAUCCUGGAGUACCAGGUACAUCAACAUUCCAAGGAGAAUCCAGAGUAUCAGGAGCAGUUGCAGUCGGGCCCCAAGGGCGGCCUGGUCCCCCAGGACCUCCUGGUCCUCCAGGUCAUUCUAGUGGAUCCCAUUCUACUGCAGACUAUCGUCGUUACAUCAUGGAGUAUAUGCAGAGUGACAGCAUGAGGCAGCAUUUUUCUGGUAUUCAGGGGCCACCUGGUCCACCUGGGCGUUCAGUGUCUGUAGAGGACGUGGCGUCUCGGGUUAUCGCUUACAUUCAGCGCUCUGGAAUUAGCGGUAACAGUAUUGGCCAAGGUCCUCAAGGACCUCCAGGACCUCCUGGCCCACCUGGAAGUAUAAGUGCUGAAUACAUCAUUUCCCUUUUACAGAGUGAAGAUGUGAGGCGUUACGUGACUGGCCCUCCAGGACCACCGGGUUCACCUGGCGUUAGUGCUAGUACCUUUAGCGCACAGGAAGUGGCAAACUAUGCCAUCAGAAUGAUGAAUGAGCAGGGGAUGACAGGCAGAACUGGACCACCAGGUCUUCCCGGCCCACCUGGGCAGCCUGGCCAGCCAGGUGCUUCCUACAGUGAAAUAACCACUCUGCUUCAGGGGUCAGGGCUUAGUGGAAGCGUUGGACGUCCUGGGCCCCCUGGUCCUCAAGGUAUACAGGGACCCCCUGGUUUGCCUGGCACCCCAGGAGGCUCCUCUGCAGUCUCUGGUUACAAACUAGAGGACAUCCAGCUCUAUCUACAGAAGUCUGGUUUUAGGGGACCUCCUGGCCUACCUGGCCCACCAGGACCCCAGGGUCCUCCAGGAGACACUAGGGGCCUUGUAUCAUAUUCAGGAUCUUCUGCACGAGAACAGAUCCGUGCUGAGCUGCAGGACUACCUAAACAGUGACACCGUGAGGCGCUACGUUCAUGGUCCCCCUGGGCCUCCCGGACCGCCUGGUCAGAAGGGUGAACGUGGUGAAGCCGGACACAGUUAUCACAGUGCCAGAAGCCAAUACCGCUAUGGCUCUGAGAUCAGUGAACCAGUGGACUACUCCAAUGUUGCACUCAAAGUCACUGAUUACAUUAAGAAUCAAGGUAUACUGCAGGACCUGACAGAGGGAUACUGGAGAACACAAGCAGGUAGGAUCCAAGGACCCGCUGGGCCUCCUGGUCCUCCCGGGCCACCUGGGUACAGCCGUGUGAUUGGUGCCUAUGGAAAUGUGACGGCUGACUUAAUGGACUUCUUUAGAACAUAUGGGACCAUCCCAGGGCCUCCUGGCAGGCCAGGACCCAAAGGAGACAGAGGAUACCCUGGUCCUAAAGGAGAAAAGGGGGAAUUGGGGAGCUCAGGGAUACCCGGCCUUCCGGGACAAAGAGGACCAGAGGGACCAAUGGGAGAAAAGGGUGAAAAAGGUGAUUUCCAGACUGGUAGAUGGAUUCGGACUAGUGGUGUGUAAGGGCACACACAUUUGAAGCAGCACACUUUCGUGGAUGCACUGACUUUGUAAAGAAACAAUACAUAUCUUUAAGAAGAUAAAUUCAUAAACUAGCCUUUUUUUAUGAAGUAAUUCAGCUCAGAGGCUUGUUUGGGUCCUAUUUUAUCAGUUUUAUAAUCAACCAAAUGCAUGCAAUAUUAUAAUCCAUACAUUUCAAACAAUUUUCAGCUUUACUAGCGUGGGUUGAAGACCCGUCUUAGUUUUCAUUAUCUAACAUUUAAUAUAGCACUUGAAAUGUACUUUCUACCCAGUAGUGGACUUUGUAAUUGCCUUGUGUUUUUUUUUGUAUUGUAUGAAUCUUGUCUAUGGUGAUGUUUGCAUUUUUUUUUUAAAAGUAACAUGGAUGGUACACUAAAAAAGAGGUCUUAAACACUUGAGAUUUUUUAGACCAUGUGCUGUAAUGUGAGUUAUUAUUACAAGUAAAAAGCCACUGAAUGUGUAACAAAGAAUGGAGUAUGAUGUUACUCCUACCCAAACGGUUUCGAUACUGAGCUACAAAAAACACCAAACAAAUCAAAGAAAAUACAAUGAGUUUUAUUUACAGCAUUAUUACAGUAUACCAAUGGACACAAGCGAUUAGAUACAUAAAUUGACCUCAAAAAAUGAAUCAGAUAUUCCAUCAAAGUGCUGCAGGAGGUUAAGGUCACUGUUCAGCAGUAUGACACUGGGAUAUCGGCCCUUUCUUUCUGUCUCUGAACAAGUAUCUUGAUGUGUAAUGCACUGUUUGUGCAAAUACUAACUUUUAGAACCAGCCUUUGUAAAAUGCAUCGUCUAUUAAAAAAAUUCAUGUCUCUGGUAAA
Messenger RNA from Sinocyclocheilus rhinocerous, 4764 nucleotides. Its product is annotated as collagen alpha-1(XVII) chain-like. The record is from RefSeq and is a predicted model, not a curated record. Gene Ontology annotation, biological process: extracellular matrix organization. NCBI's taxonomy places the organism in Eukaryota, Metazoa, Chordata, Actinopteri, Cypriniformes, Cyprinidae. The transcript is spliced from 48 exons. Bases 206 to 3925 code for a protein of 1239 amino acids. Gene Ontology annotation, molecular function: extracellular matrix structural constituent conferring tensile strength.